AUUCAUCACUUUCUAUUUUCACCUCAAAAAUUCAAAUCUCUCUCUUCCACAUCAAUGGCGUUGGAAUGGGUUGUUCUCGGCUACGCCGCCGGAGCCGAAGCCAUAAUGCUGCUUCUAUUAACGGUUCCCGGUCUUAACCCGCUUCGCAAAGGGCUAAUUUCCGUGACCCGGAAUCUCCUCAAGCCAUUUCUCUCCAUUGUACCCUUUUGCCUCUUUCUGUUAAUGGAUAUCUACUGGAAAUACGAGACCCGACCCACUUGUGAAUCCGAAUCUUGUUCUCCAUCGGAGUACCUUCGUCAUCAGAAAUCAAUCAUGAAAUCUCAGCGUAAUGCUCUUCUGAUCGCCUGUGCUCUGGUGUUCUAUUGGUUAUUGUACUCUGUUACUGGCCUUGUUGUGAAAGUUGAGCAGCUGAAUAAGCGGGUGGAGAAGAUGAAGGCUUCGGAUUGAUCCGAUCCGGUUUGAUUUGAUGGAUCGGGUUUCUGGAUCUUUUGUUUUCGGGUCGGUUAAGCUCCAGUUCUUAUGGUGUAAUUGCUUAAUUUGGAUCAUCUAGGAAGUUUUCGGUAUCUCUUUAACAUAUGUUAUUUUACUAUGCUAAUUUAACUAAAAUUUUAAAUUUUGAUGUUAUUAUUGA
Messenger RNA from Solanum stenotomum, 631 nucleotides. RefSeq lists its product as uncharacterized. The coding region runs from base 55 to 447 and encodes 130 amino acids. Gene Ontology annotation, biological process: intracellular protein transport; endoplasmic reticulum to Golgi vesicle-mediated transport. The transcript has a single exon. NCBI's taxonomy places the organism in Eukaryota, Viridiplantae, Streptophyta, Magnoliopsida, Solanales, Solanaceae. The record is from RefSeq and is a predicted model, not a curated record. Gene Ontology annotation, cellular component: endoplasmic reticulum; endoplasmic reticulum membrane.